AUGGUUCUUUCAAAACAAAUUCCUAUCAAGAAAAGAUGUGUAUUUGUUGACGAUGGGCUUCAGUCCAAGGAUUGCGGGAAAAUGUUUACCGAGCAGGAGUUUGCCGCAUUCUUGGCAAAGCAGGCGGCUGAUGUAGCAGAGUUCGCGAUCACAAAUCCCUGCGGUCUCCUGUCUUGCUCUAAAAGAUUCAAACGAGACAUUGACUUUCAAUACAGCUAUUCUCCGUCCACGGUCCACAAAAGAGGGCAAGAUCAUGAAUCCCCAGCUGAUCAGGCUGUUAAUUGA
This is a messenger RNA of Puccinia triticina, 285 nucleotides long. RefSeq lists its product as uncharacterized. Bases 1 to 285 code for a protein of 94 amino acids. The record is from RefSeq and is a predicted model, not a curated record. NCBI's taxonomy places the organism in Eukaryota, Fungi, Basidiomycota, Pucciniomycetes, Pucciniales, Pucciniaceae. The transcript has 3 exons.